AUGUUGUUUUUGUUACAGGUGUUACUCAUAUCGUCGUUAUGUGGAUUGGUGAGAAGUUCAGGGGUGCAUGGCGAUGGGCUAGCGCAUUUAGCACCUGUGGCGGCUAUAGGACCUGCUCCAGUAGCUGGCGCUCCAGUAGUCACAGCUGCUAGUUCACAAUACUUCCAAAGAACCUUCAACCGAUUAGUUGUACCUCAAGUGGUAGCUCCCGUUGCUCCGGUAGCUCAUGUUGCCCCCGUAGCUCCCGUGGCACCUCCACCUUUACAUCCAGUGUUCCCAGUUGCACCUGCACCAACAGUAUUUGUGCAACCUACACAAGAAGUGCCUGUCCCUGUUAACCCACAACCAACUCAACCAGCGCCAGUUAACCCCAAUGUAGCAAUAGCGGUUGCAACCGCCCACGCUGCUGCACCUGUCGCAACUAUAUUGCUACCACCCUAUCCGUUUGGAUUUCCACCGAACUUCGGCUUCAUCCCUCAAGAACAGCCAACCAAUGCACCCGAUGACAAUAACAAGGAACCGACGACUCCUCAGUCCACAACACAAACUGAGGCAACAACAACUCCAGAGCCCGAACAAACUACGCCGUUGCCAUCGAGCAGCGAUGAUAACUUUGUGCAACAAGCGCUGCCCUCUAAUGAAGACGUGAAUUUCAAUCAAUAUGGACCACCUUUACCUCCAGAGAGCACCCAAUUCCCGCCUAAUCAACAAUUCCAACCAAAUCAACCUCGUCCUCAGUUCCAACCUCAACCGCGGCCACAGUUCCAGCCACAACAACCGCAGGGCCAAUUUCCUCAACAGCAACCAAGGCCACAAUUUCAGCCUCAGCAACCUCAAGGACAGUACCCACAGCAACGACCUCAGGGACACUUCCCGCAACAGCAACCUCAAGGACAGUAUCCGCAGCAGCAACCUCAGGGACAGUUCCCGGUACAGCAACCUCAGGAACAGUACCCGCAGCAGAGACCUCAAGGACAGUACCCACAACAACAACCACGUCCUCAGUUCCAACCACAACAACCACAGUUCCCACCGCAGUUUCCACAACAAAGGCCACAAGGACAGUUUCCACAACAGAGACCACAGGGACAAUUCCCUCCACAGCAACCACACCCGCAAUAUCAACCAUUGCCACAACCACAGCAACCUCACCCACAAUACCAACCCCAGGCGCCACCACAACAUCCUCGUCCAGUGUAUCAAGCACCUCAACAACCCUGGCCUCAGCAUAAAGCCAGGCCGCAAAAGCUGAAAACCUCAGUAGAAGUCGUUAAAGUUCCGUUGGCUUACGUCAGUCCUCCACCGCUGCACAAAACCCAUGCCCACGUGAAAGUUGUGAAACACAUCUAUACGUAUGUACCGGCAACAAGCGCCAAAAUCAUUGUGAGACCUGUGAGUACAGUGAAGCGACCUGUACGUGUGGUAAAGAUAAAGAAAAUUCAUUCCCAGAAUUUGCGUGCUAAUGCUAGAGACAUAGAAGUCGCUACACCAAGCCCGUUCCCUCGGCCCAACACCAAGCCACCUAGAGUAUAA
Molecule: messenger RNA, 1533 nt
Organism: Spodoptera littoralis (African cotton leafworm)
Lineage: Eukaryota; Metazoa; Arthropoda; Insecta; Lepidoptera; Noctuidae
Source: the annotation of a GenBank genome assembly